AUGCCCCUGGGCAGCGUGUCAGUGGUGUGUGGCAGCUCACGGCUUCAGAUCACGGUGCUGGUGGAUCUCUUUGGCAACGGUGUGACUGUCUCUACCAGGGAGCUGACGCUGGGGGCUGGCUGUGCUGUGACAACUGUUGGGCCAGAUAGAUUCCAACUAGAAUACCUGCUUUCGGCAUGUGGGGCCACCAUGGAGUUCCUCCCUGACACCAUCCACUACAGAAACUUCCUCCACUACAGACCUUCUGCUGUGAGGGGCGUGAUCCGAGCCAGCGCCUUCUCCCUCCCCAUAGACUGCUUCUACCCAAGGACCAGUAAUGUCUCUUCCUUAGGCCUCCAGCCCACCUGGGUCCCCUUCAGCUCCACCCUAAUGCACAGACGGCACCUGGACUUUGCCCUUGAUGUAUAUGACAGUACCUGGUUAUCCCCCCUGUCUGAUCCCACUUACUACCUUGGUGACCUGAUAAACAUCCAGGCAUCUGUGAGAACUGGCAGCCAUGUGCCUCUGAGGAUCUACGUGGAUGAGUGUGUGGCACGGCCAAGUGCAGCAUCUUCCAUGAAAUAUGAGGUCAUCACAGACCACGGGUGCCUUGUGGAUGGGCAGCACAGCCGCUCCCACUUCCUUGCCCCACGAGGAGACCAGUUCCUCCGUUUCCAGCUGGACACGUUUAUCUUCACUGGUGCUUCCAACAGCCAGAUCUACCUCCUGUGCCAUCUGAAGGCAGUGGCUGCCAGCCCUGCUGACCAGCACAACAAGGCCUGCUCCUAUGACCCAGCCACCACAGCCUGGCACUCCCAUGAAGGAGGCGACUGCUCCUGCUGUGCUUCCCCUGCUGGCUGUGGGAGCAGGAGGCGGCGCCGGCAUCUGGCUCAGGACAGGGAAGGGCUCCUUGGAGAAGCAGACCUCCAGCUUGGCCCCAUCAAGCUGGCCACCAAUUCCUCCAUUACACUGGGCUCCAGCCCCCUCACAUUGGCUUCUACAGAGCCCACCUCUGCCACAGCAGGGGCUGUUGAGCUCUCUUCCACUGUGGCCAUCUCUGGCACCCCUAAAGCCAUCCACCCUGACCUGUUCUCUCCCAAUCGGGCUGUGAACUCCAUUGUGAGAGGGGACACGAAGGAUUCCUCAGGGCUGCAGCUCCCCUUCUCCGUCACCACCCUGGCCAUUGCAGUGCUGUGCUCACUCUUUGUCUUCCUGGGAAUCCUGGGUUGCUACUGCUCCACCAAGCGCUACCACAGAGGAUACCGGAUGGGUGCCGUUGAUGCUGCCUUGGAGUCUGGUGCUGUCGCCAUGGCACCCACAGCCACUGGGGACUCCAAUGUAGCCUCUAAGAAACCUGGUGCUGUGGUGGCUGCAGCCUGUGGGGAGUCUGGCUCUGUAUGA
Trachemys scripta elegans is the source of this 1380-nucleotide messenger RNA. RefSeq names its product zona pellucida sperm-binding protein 3-like. Gene Ontology annotation, biological process: binding of sperm to zona pellucida; egg coat formation; positive regulation of acrosome reaction. The record is from RefSeq and is a predicted model, not a curated record. Gene Ontology annotation, cellular component: extracellular matrix. The coding region runs from base 1 to 1380 and encodes 459 amino acids. The transcript is spliced from 9 exons. Gene Ontology annotation, molecular function: acrosin binding. NCBI's taxonomy places the organism in Eukaryota, Metazoa, Chordata, Testudines, Emydidae.